GUCAACUUUGUGCCAAUGUCAAUUGUCACGUGAAUUUUAUAGCCGAUGAGUGACCGCUGACAUACCUACCAAAUAUUAUAUUUGUUAUUUUUGUAACUUAUUUGGUAUUUUGCUAUCUAAGGAAAAUUUCUAACUAUGAAGUCAUAAAAUAUUUCAUUAUCUGAUUUAAGUGUUGCUGUUUUAUAUUAAGUUUUUCAGUGUUAUUAAUACGAAUUCGAAAAUGGCUUAUUUGUGCAGUCGAUAUAAAAUAAUUGUCCUGAUCAUGGUUGUGCUAAUUAUGUGGCAAGUUUAUGCUAAUUAUUCUCGUUUUGUCUUGAAAAAAUCUGCAACUACGCAAGCGAGUAAUAUACUACAAUUGGAAGAUGAUGCAUACAAUACGCAUAAACAGAACAAAGUUAAAAUAAGAGUGUAUUAUGAAACACUAUGCCCAGACUCAAAGCACUUUUUUAUUAAGCACUUAGGGCCAGUUACUGAAAAGCUUUCAGAUUUCAUUGAUGUGGCUUUAGUUCCAUAUGGGAAAGCAACUACAACAGAAAAAAAUGGACAGUAUUACUUCAAAUGUCAGCAUCUAGAGGAAGAAUGCUAUGCUAACAAAGUACAUGCCUGUAGUAUAGACAUUCUAAAUAAUAUGGUAUCAGCUGUGAAGAUAACAGUGUGCAUGAUAGAAGAUAAUUAUGAUGCUGAUGCUGCUCUGUCACGGUGUGCGAAACAAUUGAAUAUUGAACCAGAACCUAUACUUAACUGUGCUGGCAGUGCUCAUGGCUCAGAACUAUUAAAGAAAUAUGGUGACGAUACACAUAUCUUAAAACCGACUUUUAUACCAACUAUAUUAUUGAAUAGUUCAAAGGACAAUCAAGCAGCUAUACUUAAGAAUUUCCUGUUAGAAGUAUGCAAAUUAAUAGCAAUGCCACUACCGCCUCCGUGUUUGUGACAUUUCCGACUAAUUCGUAACAAAUACAUUCAAUUAAAUUAACCAAAAGUCUGAGAAUAUUGACAUAAUAUACAUACAUAUAUGAUAUUAUGGAUUUAUCAUAAUGCAUAAUGCAUACAUGUGAUCCAUUGUGUCUGGUUUAUGCAGACAAAUUGCUUUGAUUUUAACUGAAUUUUAUAGGGAUUCCAAUGUAUUAAGUAUUUGUUCCUGUACUACUUUUGUUCCUUAAAAUGGUAUUAGUAAUUGUAAUUAUUGUAUUAAAUUACAUAUAUUCUAUUUGGAUUUGUGAGGCUAUUAAAAAUUAUAUCUAAAUUAUUUACUUUUUAAAUAGUGAAACUUCUUUACAAUCAAUCUAUUUAUCUUUACAAAUAUCUUAUAUUGGGUUGUGUUUUAAUACUUAUUAAGUUUUUUAGGAACUGAUAAUUAAGGAUUUUUUGUAUCAAUUAGGUUCUUGCCAAAUACUAAAACGCUCACUGUGAUUAGUUUAAGGCUGGUUACAGAGCUUGACCGACCGUCAGUGCGUACCGUCGGUCCUGACGAUACGCAUCAACAAUUGUAUGACUAUGACACUAAUGCGCAUGACAAUACGCGUGCGUAUGGUCGGUCUAGCUAUG
Messenger RNA from Colias croceus (clouded yellow), 1545 nucleotides. RefSeq names its product GILT-like protein 1. The coding region runs from base 221 to 931 and encodes 236 amino acids. NCBI's taxonomy places the organism in Eukaryota, Metazoa, Arthropoda, Insecta, Lepidoptera, Pieridae. The record is from RefSeq and is a predicted model, not a curated record. The transcript has 4 exons. Gene Ontology annotation, molecular function: oxidoreductase activity, acting on a sulfur group of donors, disulfide as acceptor.